AUGCAGGCCAUAAUCACCAAGUGCACGACAAACCAACCAGAAUUAAAGAAAGAUUACUGCAUAAUUGGUGCUGGACCAUCAGGACUACAGUUAGGUUAUUUCUUACAUAAAGCCGGAAGAGACUACUUGAUCUUUGAACGAACCAACACAUCUGGCGCAUUCUUCAUAGACUAUCCAAGACACAGGACAAUGAUCAGUAUCAAUAAACGGAAUACUGGAAAAACAAAUAAGGAGUUUAAUUUGAGACACGAUUGGAAUUCUCUUCUAAGCGACGAUGACAGUUUGCAGAUGAGGCACUAUUCUGGAGAUUUCUUCCCACACGCUGAUAUGUUUUUGAAAUAUCUUCAAGAUUAUACAAAAAAACUUGGUAUCAAUGUCAAGUACAAUACCAAUAUUGUUAACGUCAAAUCAAUAAAUAUUACUGCAGAUCAACCACGGUUUCAAUUGCAGGAUCAUUUUCAUAAUAUAUAUGAAUGCAAAACUGUGAUUGUUGGAACCGGAUUAUCCUUGCCAAAUAAUCCGUAUUUUAAAGGCUUUGAACAUACAGUGGGAUAUGAAGAUAUGUCAAUAGAUAAAGCUGACUAUGAAGGGAAGACGGUAUUGAUAAUGGGAAAGGGGAAUUCAGGAUUUGAGACUGCUGAUAAUAUCAUAGCAAAUACCAAUUAUAUCCACUUAAUUUCCAGAACACAAUUCAAAUUAUCAUGGGAGACUCAUUAUGUUGGAGACGUAAGAGCGGUGAAUAGCGAUUUAUUCGACACGUUUCGAUUAAAAUCACUUGAUGGAAUAUAUCAAGCGCCAAUAAACGAACUUAAGUUAAUAAAACAAGGUGACAAGAUUUAUGUGGACACUAUUCAAGGCGAUGUAUUUGAGUUGAACUCAACUGUGCACAAAGGAAUAGGAUCAAUUGAUAAAUUCGCCCUCAGAGAUCCAUAUGAUAUCGUUAUUCGGGGUGUACAGGUUGAGCCAGGUAUAAUCAAAGGGAAAGAGAAGUAUCCUGCAAUUACCCACAGUUAUGAGGCUGUCAAUGUACCAGGAUUAUUCUUUACUGGCACCAAUACUCAUUCUUUAGACUACAAAAAAUCAGCUGGUGGAUUUAUACAUGGUUUCAGAUAUACAGCUCGGGUACUUAGCAGAAUAUUGGAAUUUCGAAAUCACAAUGUCUCUUGGCCAUCUGUUACACAACCUACAACAGAACUAUUAAAUCACAUUGUUAAACGUGUCAAUGAAGCUUCUGGAACAUAUCACAUGUAUGGUUUUCUCGGCGAUGUUGUCAUAUUAUCUAAAAAUGCUACAACCUAUACAUAUCUUGAGGAGUUCCCAAUCAAUCUGAUUCACCAGUUACAUGAGAAGACGGGACAUGCUGCUCAGGAAGUACUGGUUAUCGUUAUGGAGUAUGGACAAUACAAAAACUUUCAGUUUAUUGGUAUUCCUGGAAAAGCUCAUCUUUCGUAUUUUCUACACCCAGUUUUAUACUACUAUGAUGCCUUGCCAUCAAAAAAAGCGAUGUCACAGUCGCCAGCAAGGACUAUGGUCUUACCCAGACCCAGAAAAAUACAUCACAUCGUAGAAGACUUUCUAACAGAUUUUACUGCCCCACAAAGUCACAUCUUGCUGCUACGUCGGUUUCUAGAGUCUUGUCUCCAAACAGAUCUCCGUAAUUUAUAUGACAGUCAAUGUUUCUCCAUGGCAAUGACUAGUAAAUCACUGUCUUCAAUGUGCCGAGAUUAUGACUAUCAACUCAAGAUGGGUUCACCAGGUGAAUUUGAAACAAGAAUACCUAUUCAGAAACGGAAACAAUUGGCCAGAGUUAAAAUGGAUUAUAUGUGCGUUGGGUUAGCAUUGACUUUAUUCUGGACUUCAAUCCAUGCAAGUGAUCUGAUUCAGAUGGACGUUGAUGAUGUAUGUGAUACAGAUAAUAACGUAUGCUACAAGUUCUGUUACAAUGACAAACAGAAUUGGACCAAUGCCAGGCAAGUAUGUGACAAUUCUUACGACAUGAUGGCAGUUGUCAACGACGUAGAAGUACACAGGAAAAUACGAAAGCAUAUCAACUCCCAAACCGAUACCUUAAGAGAGUGUAUGGGUAAUGGUUACUGGAUUGGAGCUACUGAUUCUGUGAAUGAGGGGCAAUUCGUGUUCACUAAUGGCGAGCCAUUACCAACAGAUUAUGAAAAAUGGUACGACGGACAACCAGGCAAUAGUGUUCAGCAAGAUGUCGCUGGGCAAGACUGUGUUCAACUAUGGUAG
This is a messenger RNA of Saccoglossus kowalevskii, 2247 nucleotides long. Its product is annotated as FAD-dependent oxidoreductase domain-containing protein 2-like. The record is from RefSeq and is a predicted model, not a curated record. Gene Ontology annotation, molecular function: flavin adenine dinucleotide binding; monooxygenase activity. Gene Ontology annotation, biological process: ERAD pathway. Gene Ontology annotation, cellular component: endoplasmic reticulum lumen. NCBI's taxonomy places the organism in Eukaryota, Metazoa, Hemichordata, Enteropneusta, Harrimaniidae.